Verticillium nonalfalfae is the source of this 1443-nucleotide messenger RNA. RefSeq lists its product as uncharacterized. The coding region runs from base 1 to 1443 and encodes 480 amino acids. The record is from RefSeq and is a predicted model, not a curated record. Gene Ontology annotation, molecular function: RNA binding. NCBI's taxonomy places the organism in Eukaryota, Fungi, Ascomycota, Sordariomycetes, Glomerellales, Plectosphaerellaceae. The transcript has 3 exons.
AUGGGCAAGUCUACUUCCGUCAAGUCGAGCAAGAAGGGCUCCUCCGACCCUCUCACCAAGGUGAAGGCGGCCGGCGUUACCAAGCCCGCCGACAGCCCCAAGGCCAAGUCUAAGAAGGUUGCCAAGGAGGUCGCUGAGAAGGCUACCAAGAAGAAGUCGAAGAAGGUCGAGUCUGAGUCUGAGAGCUCCGACUCUUCUGCCUCCGAGGCCGAGUCCUCCGACUCUUCUGACUCUGAGUCUGAGGAGGAGAAGCCCAAGAAGAAGGCCGCCAACGGCAAGAAGGCCGCUGCCAAGAAGGAGGAGUCUUCCGACUCCUCUGACUCCGAGUCCGAGGCUGAGUCGUCCGACUCUUCUGACUCCGAGGAGGAGGCCAAGCCCAAGACCAAGGAGGCCAAGUCCAACGGUGUCACCAAGAAGGCCGAGUCCUCCGACUCGGACUCUGACUCUGAUUCUUCCGAGAGCGACUCGGACGAGAAGCCCGCUGCCAAGGCCGAGGCUUCUUCUGAUUCGUCUGACUCCGACUCUUCCGACUCCGACUCCGAUGAGAAGGAGGAGGCCCCCAAAGCCGAGGAGCCCAGCAAGAAGCGCAAGGCUCUCGAUGACCCCGUCAUCCCCCCCAAGAAGGCCCGCACUGAGGACAUGUCUGAGCAGAGCGCCACUCUGUUCGUCGGCUCCCUCGCCUGGGCCGUCAACGAUGACAUCCUGUACCAGGCCUUCUCUGAAUUCCCCAACCUGACUUCCGCCCGUGUCAUCACCGACAGGGAGGGUGGCCGCAGCCGUGGCUUCGGCUACGUCGACUUCUCCGACGCCGAGUCUGCCAAGACCGCUCUCGAGGCCAAGAACGGCACUGAGCUUGAGGGCCGUAACAUGAACAUUGACUUCUCCGGCAAGCGCCCCGAGCGCAGCGACAACCCUGGCGACCGCGCCAACGACCGCGCCCAGCGCCACGGUGACAGCCUCUCCCCCGAGAGCGACACCCUCUUCGUUGGCAACAUCUCCUUCGAGAUGGACCAGGACACCGUCCACGCUUUCUUCGCCACUGUUGCUGAGCCUACCAGCGUCCGCCUGCCCACCGACCCUGAGUCUGGCAACCUGAAGGGCUUCGGCUAUGUCUCGUUCAGCUCGAUUGAUGAGGCCAAGAAGGCUCUUUCUGAGCUCAAUGGCCAGUACCUCGGUGAGGGCAGCUCUGGCCGCGCCGUCCGUCUGGACUACGCCGGUCAGCGCCCCCAGCGUGACGGUGGCGGCGGCGGCGGCCGCGGUGGAUUCGGUGGUCGCGGUGGCGGCCGUGGCGGUCGCGGUGGCUUCGGUGACCGCGGAGGUCGUGGUGGCGGUCGCGGCGGCUUCGGCGGCCGUGGUGGUGGCCGUGGCGGUGGCCGUGGCGGCUUCACCUCGACCAACCGUGGCGGUCUCGGUGACUUCAAGGGCACCAAGGUCACCUUCUAA